Molecule: messenger RNA, 857 nt
Organism: Jaculus jaculus (lesser Egyptian jerboa)
Lineage: Eukaryota; Metazoa; Chordata; Mammalia; Rodentia; Dipodidae
Product: myomegalin-like
Exons: 7
Coding region: 153-857 (234 amino acids)
Cellular component (GO): microtubule organizing center
Source: RefSeq, a predicted model, not a curated record
GGGCUCCCCACUCUUCCUCCUGGUCCAGGGAGGCGGCGCGAGCCCCGCAGUGCCCGCGCUUGCAGCCCCUCAGCUCGGGCUGGUGGGGGAUACGACCCGAGGACGAAGAGGAGGAGGAAGAGGAGGAGACAUCCUCGGAGGCCUCUGCUGGCAUGAGAGGUUAUUUUGGAGAAGAGGAUGGAGAGAUGGUGUCCCGAACAAGCAACGCCGCAGCUUUCCUCGGUGACACUAAAGAUCGGGGUCCCCCAGGGCAGUCCCAGACCUGGAGAAGUGGCGAGAAGGUCCCCUUUGCGCAGACACAUUCCUUGAGAGCGUUUGAGAAGCCCCCUCAGGUGCAGACCCAAGCUCUUCGAGACUUUGAGAAGCACCUCAAUGACCUGAAGAAGGAGAACUUCAGCCUCAAGCUGCGCAUCUACUUCCUGGAGGAGCGCAUGCAGCAGAAGUAUGAGGCCAGCCGGGAGGACGUCUACAAGCGGAACAUCGAGCUGAAAGUUGAAGUGGAGAGCCUGAAACAAGAACUUCAGGACAAGAACCAUCAUUUGGAUAAAACCUGGGCUGACGUGGAGAAUCUCAACAGCCAGAAUGAAGCUGAGCUCCGGCGCCAGUUUGAGGAGCGGCAGCAGGAGACGGAGCAUGCGUACGCUCUCCUGGAGAACAAGAUCCAGCUGCUGCAGGAGGAAUCCAGGCUAGCCAAGGGUGAGGCUGCCCGGAUGGCAGCUCUGGCGGAGGCCGAGAAGGAGUGUAACCUGGAGCUGGCGGAGAAGCUGAGGAGCGCCACCAGAGACAGGGACGAUGCGCCGGGAGGCCAGGGCGAGCCUGACGGCUACGCCGAGGCGCUGGCUCAGAGGGACAGGUAG